Messenger RNA from Lobosporangium transversale, 1747 nucleotides. RefSeq lists its product as hypothetical. Lineage: Eukaryota; Fungi; Mortierellomycota; Mortierellomycetes; Mortierellales; Mortierellaceae. The transcript has 4 exons. The record is from RefSeq and is a predicted model, not a curated record. The coding region runs from base 89 to 1639 and encodes 516 amino acids.
AUUUGUUUUUUUCCACGCAUCUCUUCGUUGCCUAGGCUUAUUUAGCACCCCCUCCCCUUUCUCAAUUGCCCUCGUGCACGACAGAUGGAUGGAAGGAAAGAAAGAGAGAAAAAUCAACAUAAACAUGUAUGAAAGCGAUGCAAAAGAUGCUCUAUCGCUUUAUGUUACCUGCCUGGACGAAGAUCCUAAAAAGAACGAUUUGAUCGGUGAUUGCGUCAUUAACCUUUCCAAAGUCAUGGAACAAGGAACACAAGAUGAUUGGUUUGAGCUUACGUAUAAAGGAAGAGAAGCAGGAAUGCUUAUGCUUCAAUUGACAUACUAUUCACAUGAUCCUAGCCAUCGGUUUUUCAGAGCAAAUCAUCCUGCAACAAAGGAAGGUAAUUCAGGACGUCGAUCCAUUCAUCCACCCAAGAAACCCAAGGCAGAGGAGAAGCCAGUUGUGGAGGAGCAUACGGAUGAAGGUCCUGUAUACAAACCACCAGUUGUACCUGAGCCUCCUACUCCAGCUCCACCAGCUCAAGUACCUAUGGUUCCUGGAGCCGCAGGAUAUCCAUAUGGUACCUUGCCAGCUGGAGGAGCGGCUGCUCGUCCAGUAUCACCAUCAGGUCACGGACAUUUUGCUGGUCACCAUACUCCCCAUGUCCCGCCAGCCACUCCUUAUGCUGCUCACCAGCCUGUGCCAGGCAAUCCCUAUGCAACCCCCGGUGCUGGUGGAUACCCAGCAUAUCCAGCAGCAGGUACUGCUGGUCCAUAUCCAGACCCUGCAUUGAGUGCAGAUCCAAGUAAGCGUCUGUCAUUCCCAGGACAGACGCCAAUUGUCCCGCCUCAACAGCCCGGUGGAUUCUUGCCGGGUGGGUACCCUCCAGCAGGAGUAGGGGCUAUGGGUCCAGUUCCAGGUGCCGGAGGUUAUCCUCCUCAAGUUCCUGGUACACCGGCUUUCCCACCUCAGAAUGUUGGAGGUGCCUAUCCACCCACUACUGGAGCAGGAAUGGCUAAUUCUCCUUACCCACCAGCACAACCAUUGCCAAACAAUGCAGGUGGACCACCAGCUGGAUACCCAUUUGCAGCGUCCAAUAUUUAUCUACCUAAUAGCAAUAGCAGUAAUAGUAGUAACAACAGCAGUAAUGGUAGUUUCCCUGGAGCAUACCCAGCGAACAAUAACAACAACGGGAACAUGAAUAACAUGAACAAUAUGAACAACAUGAACAACAACUUCAAUAACGGCGGCAAUAGCUUCAAUAACAAUAAUGGUUUUAACAACAACAGCCCAAGUAGUUUUAACAGCGAUGGAGGCAGCUUCAACAGUGGAGGCAGCUUCAACAGUGGAGGCAGCUUUAAUAACAAUAACAAUUUUGGCAACCAAAGAAACAGCUUUAACAACAGCAAUAAUAAUAAUAACUUCAGUAAUAACAUGAAUGGAAAUAACGGCUUCAAUAACAACAUGAAUGGCGGAAACAACUUCAACAACAAUAACUUUAACAACAACAGUAACUUUAACAACAAUAACAGUAGCUUUAAUAACAAUAACAACACCAACUUUAACAACAAUAGGAAAAACACCAUCACACCCACGCCAAUUGUAGCAACCUCGGCGCAGCAAAGUCGUCCGACAGCCAUGUAUGGGCCUGAUGAGUUUUAAGAGAGGCUUGUAGCCCUUUUGCAUCCUUGUUGAUGAUAGAUGUGCAAUUUUGGGUUUUUUGUUAUUCCAUAAAAAACACGUUUUGAAAAUAAAAAUUUUUAACGGGCA